UCCAGCAAGCACAGCCUGCCCUGCCUGCUUGGCUAGUCGCUGGAAAAGGAAGGGGGGUAAGCCCGCUCCUGCUUUUAACCCCUCAGUGCGCCACCACUGAACCACCAAUGAUAAUCUUCCUUAAGUGGCGACGCAGGCAGCCAGCCCAUUGGAGGGGGGGUUGCACCGGACCCGACCAGCUCACACCAACUCCAUGGGAUCGCAGGGGGUAUUAACUCCCUGCUCCCUACUGGAACACUAUACCGCACUACAAUAAAGUUGUUCUCUUCACUACCCUAAGGUGGCGCUUAUAUACGCUUAGUCGUGAAGCCACCGUCAUCGCGAGAUGAGGCUUGUGACUUUGGCAUUAGCUGUCAGUCAGGAGCCAGGGAGCUGGAUGUUUGUUGCGGGACGUUUGAGCAGCGAUCCAGGACUACGGGUGUUAUUAAGAAAAUCGGAACUGUCCCGCGGGAAGCGGGGUUGUUGGGCGCUAUGACUAAGGUCUCGCUUUUUUCUGUGGAUGUUGAGUAGGUGACAACAUCAUGAAAAAGUUUUCUCGGAUGCCGAAGUCGGAGGGUGGUAGCGGGGGCAGUGGGUCCAGCCUAGGUGCGGGCUCCUCGGGCACCUCAAGCAUUGGAGGUGUGAAUGUUGGAAGAUGCUUUUGUAUUGGGCGCUACCAGGUCACUGUAGAAGAGCUUUUGGCUGAAGGGGGCUUCUCGACUGUUUUCCUUGUGAGAACUCAUGGAGGAAUAUGUUGUGCAUUGAAGAGAAUGUAUGUUAAUAAUGUCCCUGACCUUAACAUUUGCAAGAGAGAAAUAACAAUUAUGAAAGAACUAUCUGGUCAUAAGAACAUUGUUGGGUAUUUAGACUGUGUCAUUAACUCGGCUGGGAAUAAUGUAUGGGAGGUCCUUAUUCUAAUGGAGUAUUGCAAAGCUGGUCAGGUAGUGAAUCAGAUGAAUCAGAGACUUCAGUCUGGGUUUACAGAACACGAGAACCUGAGGAUUUUCUGUGACACCUGUGAGGCAGUAGCGCGACUUCACCAGUGCAAAACCCCAAUUGUGCACCGUGAUCUCAAGGUUGAGAAUAUUUUAUUAAAUGAUAAUGGAAAUUACGUCUUGUGUGACUUCGGAAGCUCUACAAACAGAAUUCUUCACCCACAAAAAGAUGGUGUGAACAUUGUGGAAGAAGAAAUUAAAAAGUACACAACUCUUUCUUAUAGAGCUCCUGAAAUGAUUAACCUCUAUGGAGGAAAGCCAAUUACCACAAAGGCUGAUAUUUGGGCCCUGGGCUGCUUACUGUACAAACUAUGUUUCUUCACUUUGCCUUUUGGUGAGAGCCAGGUUGCAAUUUGUGAUGGAAAUUUCACAGUUCCAGACAAUUCACGCUAUAAUCACAAAUUGCACUGUUUAAUUAGAUACAUGCUGGAACCUGAUCAGGAGAAAAGACCUGACAUAUAUCAAGUAUCUUAUUUUGCCUUCAAGUUAGCCAAAAGAGAUUUAUUACCAAACAUAUAUAACUCUACAAUUCCACACGUGCUUCCGGAACCCAUGACAGCUAGUCAAGCAGCUUCAAAAAAGUUCCAAGUAAAAGCAAGAAUAACAGAUGCACUUGGGCCGACAGAAACUUCAAUUGCGCCGAGACAGAGACCUAAGGCCAAUGCAGCUUCAACAAACGUGCUUACGAUUCAUAGUUCAGCAACCCCAGCAAAGAUGCCUGGUCAUGGUGUUCAGGCUCAUCACAGCCCAAACUCAGCAGUACGGUCUGAUAAUGGUUGUGAAACCAUGCUGGCACAGGGAGGCAACCAACAGCCUCCACAACAGCACAGAGUUUUGCAGCAGCUGCAACAGGUUGACUGGAGGUUACAACAGCAGCAUCAGUUAAAGCAGCAGCAACUGCUCCAGGAAGCCUACAUGCAGCAGUAUCAGCAAGCUCUUCAACAGCAGAUUCUGCAGCAGCAAUUCCUGAUGCAUUCCUUUUACCAGCAGCAACAACCUCCACUUACAUUUCCAACCAUGGUUCAUCAAUAUCAACAGACACAUAUUCAACCACAAGUCCUUGUUCAGCAUCAGCCGCAUGUUCAGCACCUAAGAUCCCCACAAGAGCUUACACCAGUUUCAUAUGUUUCAUCACUACCUGAACAAGUGGGAGGACCAGGAAACUCAUCCAGUACCAAAUCUGCGACCAUUUCAGGGAUGCAAACUGGUUCUAGUGUUCCAAAACACAACAGCAGCAACCCACCGGAUAUGUCUGGGUGGAACCCGUUUGGAGAUGACAAUUUCUCUAAGUUAACAGAAGAAGAAUUACUGGACAGAGAAUUUGACCUUCUGAGAUCAAGUAAGGGGCGAUUGAAGGCCUAUUUUGCAUCACAAUAAGUGGACCAAUCGUUAACGGCCAGAGACUGCACUGGCACAUGGACCACAAACUUUGCAUAAAAAAAAAUAAACAAAACUUCUCUUUCUAAGUGUCUUAGGGCAACACUGAGUUCUGUGUUCAUCAGGAACACAUUAUAUACUCGAGCUACAAACAAAAUACUCCGCUAUGAAGCAAUCCCCUAUUCAUACACUGUUAUACUGAACUUCUGCUGCAAGCACAAGAAAACUCUAUAUAUCCUCUCUGCUUCAUUUCAUUUUGUGCAUUGUGUCUAACCAGUGAUGCCCUUUGACAGUGCUUGAAAGAAGAGUUGGUCCUUUUCACAUUAUGUUAAUGUUUGUAAUGUUCAUCUGAGAAGCUGCUGCCUGUAAGAGUCACUUUCUUGUCCUCUAACACAGUGAUAGCUGAAUAAACCAUUUAUCCUA
Messenger RNA from Xenopus laevis (African clawed frog), 2774 nucleotides. RefSeq names its product BMP-2-inducible protein kinase-like (gene bmp2k.L). Lineage: Eukaryota; Metazoa; Chordata; Amphibia; Anura; Pipidae. The record is from RefSeq and is a predicted model, not a curated record.